AUGAGUUACCGCGCAUACGCAGACACCGGCUAUCCCAACGACUAUGAGCCGGAUGCCACAUAUGAUACCCUUGGAACAAAUUAUGAUUCUACCGGUACAACAUACGAUCUCACAGGCUAUGGUGCCUAUGGAAAUCCAGCAUACGCCGCAACUGGGUAUGCAUCGGUGGACUACGACGCCGAUGGCAGCGGUCUAACCUACGAUACCGAUGCGUAUGAUACAGGAUAUGGCACAACAUCCUACGAUCCCAGCACUGGAGCUUACGACCAACAUCUUGAUUACCGAACUGGUGAUUCCCGACGACAUCACCGUGAGCGACUUGACUCCAGCGGAACUUAUCGUCAUCGCGAUGUUGACCGCCGCGACGAUGGAACUACCCAUGUCCAUCGAGAGUAUAACAACCCCAAUACCGGCACCAACUAUCACCGCGAUUACGAGCGGUAA
Molecule: messenger RNA, 444 nt
Organism: Penicillium malachiteum
Lineage: Eukaryota; Fungi; Ascomycota; Eurotiomycetes; Eurotiales; Aspergillaceae
Exons: 1
Coding region: 1-444 (147 amino acids)
Source: RefSeq, a predicted model, not a curated record